Molecule: messenger RNA, 1591 nt
Organism: Cryptomeria japonica (Japanese cedar)
Lineage: Eukaryota; Viridiplantae; Streptophyta; Pinopsida; Cupressales; Cupressaceae
Product: F-box protein At2g27310-like
Exons: 1
Coding region: 401-1408 (335 amino acids)
Molecular function (GO): protein binding
Source: RefSeq, a predicted model, not a curated record
UAAGGUAGUCAAUUUGCCCACCCAUUCACAUUUACGAGCUAUAAUUGAGAUGAUACGCCACUAACUUAUUCAGACUUUGAUCCGAUCUGAUCUGGGCUUUGCGUGCUUUCAGACGGAAAAGUCCUGCGCAUUUCAAUCACGACUUCUGGUGCCCGCAUUUACUUAUUCACCCGCCUUAUAAAUAUAAUUGUUGGAGAUAAAUCACUCGAGUUAUACCCAAUCUCUUCUUAUUACAGAGAGUUUGUCAGCUGUGGAUCCUACUUCCAUUUAUUGCACCCCUUCAUUCUCUAGCUUUUAUGAAUCAGGUGUCUUGUUCAAUUCUAGAGUGAAUUAAAUUUUUGCCCAUUUCAUUGAUUAUACUAAGCAUCUAUAGCAUACAGUGAAGCUUCAUCACCGUGAGAUGGUUUUGAACAGUGAUCUCAUAACAGAAGUCUUAGGGCGUGUGGAUGGCAGAACACUUGCAAACGCAGCGUGUGUGUCUUCCCAAUUUUGGUGUAGUGCAAGGCAGGAGAGUAUAUGGGAAGACGCAUGUUCGAAUCUCUGGCCCUCCACAGUGGACACAGAUGUUAAGCAACUCAUCUCUUCUUCAUUGGGUGGGUUUAGAAGUUUCUAUGCAAGCUGCUUCCCCUUCAUUGAUUAUGAUCAGUCUGGGACAAAUUCAAGGUGCUUGAAGAAUCUGGGUGAUGCUAAUAAACCAUCUGAUUUUGUGUGUCUUGUGGAUUUGCAAUACAAGAAUAAGUUCAUCUAUUCUCAGGUUUUGCGGGGCAUCCCUGCUUCAAAAGAUUUUGAGGGGUGGUUCUGCAACUGCCCUUUUAGGAUUGAUCUCAUUAACUUUGAUGAGGAUCACACUAGCCCAGAUCAGUUGCCCACAAUUCUGCUUGGGGAGAUUGAGAAGGGCGGAGAAUUUUGGGGGCACUUGAUGGAAAAUAUUAGGUUAAGCUGGAUUGUGAUAAACAGGAAAACAGGGCAAGCUGCCAAUCUUUCAAGCUGGAGUCCCCUGGUUGGACAAAAGCAUUGGUUCUCUGACAAGGACUGUGUCAUAUGCUUUGGCUCUAUAUUGCCUGCUGAAAACAUAGUGCCUUGCAAAGUUGUACAGUGUAAGUUUGUGAUGAAGUGUAGAGUUUCACAAACUGAUCAUACCAGCUUGAAGAUGACUGAACUGAGUAUGCAGGUGGAAGAUAUCAUGGGAGCUCAUGUUAAUGGGAGAAAUAGUCUGCUUAUUUUAGAAAGAGCUCUACAUUGCAGGAGGAGUAUGAACCACAAUAAGAUGUUGAAAUGCUGUGGAAAAUACUUGAGAGAACAGAGAGCAGUGAAGGAAGAACAGAUUAGGAAGGAAGGACGUCUGGAUGCUUUCUUUAUUCUAACUGGCAUUAUUACAUUCGCUUCAUUUUGGUGUUCUAUUUUCUGAUAAGAGUCCUCAUAUCUUCUGACUCCCUUCCCUCGGAGGACUAUAUAAUAUAAAAGUAAUAAAUAUGAUAAGUUCUCGAAUGAAAAAAUUUCCCUGAAUUUAAUGGGAAGUUGUAACUGCCAAUAUAGCAUAUAAUAUAGGUUCAGUACCUUCAGUAUCAAUUGAUGAUCUGUUUUCCGUAUA